AAGCUAAAUUAGCCCAUCCAAAUUGGCGUCAGAGAGAAUCGAACCUCAGACCUCAAGAGGAGCACACUCCCAGGUCCCAAGCCAAUACCAAUGCACCAACCCAAGUGGGCUCACAAAACUUAUGUUAGUAGAUGAGCUCAAAUAAGUCGUUUCAAACAGGUCCUUAGUAGGUAAAGUUGUGAGGUUAUGUUUUAGAGAUAGAGGUAGGAACCUUGAGGAAUACUCCUGCCGGUUCUUAUUAUAAGCAAAUUUGACAUUUUUUAUACAUUGAAAAAUUGAUGUAUUUGGUCUAUAUUAUGGAGCAGAAACAUCACACUUUUUUAAUGUACCAAAAAUGUCAAAUUUGCUUAUAAUAGUGACCGGAGGGAGUAGUUCUUUAGAGUAUUUGGUUGAUAGAAUCUUGUGUUGGUGCUACCUUUUUGGAAAUUGAGAGUGAUUAGAAUUCAGUGGGUGAACCGUUGUAUCUGUAAGGAUAGUGGAGACUUGCGAGUAGAAGAUUGGUUCUGUUGGGGCAAGAGGAUCCCAUACGUUGUGGGUAAUUUUAGAAUUGUGAUUUCACACAGUCAUCAUGUUGGUUCACCAUUGGAUUGAAUUGAUUCCUUUCAGUUGCCACAGUCCUGCAUUCACACAGUCACUUUGUUGGUUUGCAGUUGGAUAGAGAUCAAAAGUUUAUUUUGGCAACCCAAAGCAGACGCAACAAUGGUUGUUUCGGAGAAAGAGGUAACGAAACUAUACAGAGUCCACAGAACGAUUUUAGAAAUGUUAAGAGACAGAAACUACCUUGUCCUAGACUCUGAGGUAAACAUGUCCAUUGAAGAGUUCAAAGCAAAGUUCGGCGAAAACAUGAAGAGAGUAGACCUCACUAUUUUGAAAGCCAAUAAAGACGAUCCUUCUGACCAAAUCUAUGUCUUCUUUCCUGAUAAUAACAAAAUUGGUGUCCAGGUUGUUACAACUUAUCGCAACCGAAUGAUCACCGAUAAUGUCCGUAGAGGUAUUCUUGUUCUUCAGGUGCAAGUCAGUUCCAAAGCUCGAGCGGAGCUCGCGAACUUGUCCGCCAAAGUUCGCAUGGAGGUCUUUAUGGAGGAUGAAUUGCUGGUGAACAUAACACAGCAUGAGCUUGUGCCGAAACAUCAGGUGCUCACCGACGCUGAGAAGAAAGAGUUGCUCAAGACAUACACUUGCCAAGAAACUCAGCUACCUAAAAUGCUGAUAACGGAUCCUGUUGCGAAAUAUUAUGGACUAAAUCGUGGACAAGUUGUGCGGAUAACCCGGCAAAGUGAGACUGCAGGAGUUUAUAUUACAUACCGAAUUGUUAUAUAAGAAUUUCCUUCAGUUCAUCAGCUAGACUACUUUUGCAAUAUGUUAAUUAUUUAUGCAAAGCAUGCACACAAACACAGAGACUGCAGGCAUUUAUGUUACAUACUGAAAAUUGUUGUAUAAGGAUUUCUUUGAGCUCAUCAGCUAUACUACUUUUGCAAUAUGUUACCUACUAAUAUUUAUGCAAAUCAUGCACAUUAACAUGGUGACUUUAUAACCUUUA
Trifolium pratense (red clover) is the source of this 1540-nucleotide messenger RNA. RefSeq names its product DNA-directed RNA polymerases II and IV subunit 5A-like. Bases 700 to 1320 code for a protein of 206 amino acids. Gene Ontology annotation, molecular function: DNA-directed RNA polymerase activity; DNA binding. Gene Ontology annotation, cellular component: RNA polymerase I complex; RNA polymerase II, core complex; RNA polymerase III complex. Lineage: Eukaryota; Viridiplantae; Streptophyta; Magnoliopsida; Fabales; Fabaceae. Gene Ontology annotation, biological process: DNA-templated transcription. The record is from RefSeq and is a predicted model, not a curated record. The transcript has 4 exons.